AUGUUUGAAGCUAGACUUUCUAGUGGAGGUAUAUUAAGGCGAGUAUUUGAAGCUAUUACAAACUUAGUUACUGAUGUUAAUCUAGAAUGUAAUGAGAGUGGCAUCACUAUUCAAGCUAUGGACAAUAGUCAUGUGUCUCUUGUUGCCCUAUAUAUUAAGGACAUAGCUUUUGAACGUUAUAGAUGUGAUAGAAGUCGUACUCUUGGUUUAAAUACCCAAAACGUUGUAAAACUAUUGAAGUUAUGUUCUAGUGAUGAUCAGGUUCUAUUACGUCAUGAUGAUGACUCAGAAAGUCUAAUAUUUAUCUUUGAAACUCCAAAUGGUGAUAGAAUUUCUGAAUUUGAGCUAACUCUAAUUUCUAUUGAUCAAGAUAGUCUACAAAUCCCUGAAACAAGUUUUUCAUCUAUUGUAAGUAUGCCAUCUAAUGAAUUUCAAAGGUUAUGUAGGGAUAUGGCUCAAUUUUCAGAUUCUUUAUCAAUUGAUAUUAAUAGAAAAAAUGUACGUUUCUUUACAAAAGGUUCACUUGGUUCGGGUAGUGUAGUCUUAAGACCUAAAGAUGGAGCUGAUACUGAGGCUGUUGCAUUAGAUGUAACAGAACCAUGUCAAUUAGUUUUUUCAUUACGUUAUCUUAAUAAUUUUGCUAAAGCAACACCUUUAAGUAAUAGUGUAAAAUUAAGUAUGAGUGAAAAUCAACCUUUAGAACUUGAAUAUUCUUUAGAGGGAAGUGGUUCUGGUUAUUUGAGAUUCUAUCUUGCUAGGAAAAUAACUGAGGAUGAAGAACAAGAAUAG
This is a messenger RNA of Cryptosporidium muris RN66, 789 nucleotides long. RefSeq names its product proliferating cell nuclear antigen PCNA, putative. Gene Ontology annotation, cellular component: PCNA complex. The transcript has a single exon. NCBI's taxonomy places the organism in Eukaryota, Apicomplexa, Conoidasida, Eucoccidiorida, Cryptosporidiidae. Gene Ontology annotation, biological process: leading strand elongation; regulation of DNA replication; mismatch repair. The record is from RefSeq and is a predicted model, not a curated record. Bases 1 to 789 code for a protein of 262 amino acids. Gene Ontology annotation, molecular function: DNA binding; DNA polymerase processivity factor activity.